Messenger RNA from Seriola dumerili (greater amberjack), 2453 nucleotides. Its product is annotated as adenylate kinase 7-like. Gene Ontology annotation, cellular component: cytoplasm. The record is from RefSeq and is a predicted model, not a curated record. Gene Ontology annotation, biological process: nucleobase-containing compound metabolic process. Bases 77 to 2155 code for a protein of 692 amino acids. The transcript has 18 exons. Gene Ontology annotation, molecular function: ATP binding; AMP kinase activity. NCBI's taxonomy places the organism in Eukaryota, Metazoa, Chordata, Actinopteri, Carangiformes, Carangidae.
GUAAAAACGCUAACAUACAUCUUUAACUAAUAAAGUUAACCUUGUUAGCACUACAAGAGCGCAUAGCAUUUUUAAAAUGGGGGACAUAAAGCAACGGACUCGUCCCAAACGUAUUUUUAUCAGUGACGUCGACAGGUAUUCCUCCAAGCACAUCGCUAAGUUUUUAUCGACAUGCGUAGCCGGGGAGACCUCAGAGGAUGACGAGGCAGAGGGCACUCGAGGUGAACCUGCUUUCCAGAUAGUGGGAACUGUAUCUUCGCCCAACGAUGAGACGGCAGCCUUUCUACUGGAACAAUAUACAUCACCCACUCGAGAUGAGCUCCUUGAGCGCCUGCUGGAGUGUGAUGUGGUGGUGUACAACAUCUCAGAAAAUGCAACACAACAGCUGGUUGAAGAGGCAACAUGGGCAAUCACAGCUCUUCAUGCUGAGUUGGAAAACUUCAAGUCUCGGAAAAUGUUCAUCUUAGUCUCGACAGUGAUGACCUGGGCCAUGUCCAAGCCACAGAGUUUGGAGGAAACAGAUGUUCUGCUAACAGAAGAUGAGUUCAGAAGAAGAAGGCCUCAUCCCACUUUCAAAAACCACAACAAUCUGGAGAAACUUGUGCUCAAAUUGGGUAGAGGGAAAAAGUCCAAAUUUACUGGUUAUGUUGUUGCUAGUGGUCUUCAGUAUGGAAAGGGAGAGAACCUCUUUCACUACUUUUUCAAGGUGUCUUGGUUGAUGCAGUUUCCAAAAGUUCCUGUAUUUGGACAGGGCACAAAUAGCAUCCCCAUGAUUCAUGUAUAUGACCUUGCAGGAGUGAUCCAAAACAUCACUGAACUCAGGCCAAAGUCUAAGUACAUCCUUGCUGUUGAUGAUUCCAAGAACACUUUGGAGGAUAUUGUGAAGAUGAUAAGUGAUACACUGGGGCCAGGAAAAAUCGACAAAGUACCAGAGCAGGAAGCCAUCACCAUGAGGGCUUUUAAGCCAGAGGAGCUGGAGUACCUAAGUAUCAACCUCCAACUGGACGCUUUAACUAUAAAAGACUCCUUCAGCCUCCGAUGGACGUCUGAAUCUGGGAUGAUUGAGAACAUGGAAAGCAUUGUGGAGGAAUACAAAGACACCAGGCAGUUACUUCCCAUCAGAAUCUGCCUGGUUGGACCUCCAUCUGUGGGUAAAACCACUGUUUCAGAGAAGCUCUGCAAUCAUUACCGGACACACCACAUCAAGAUCAAAGAGGUCAUUGAGGAAAAGAUUACACAGUUGAAGGAGAUCGUGAACGGAGGUGACCUUGAAUAUGUCAGUGAAGAGGUAGCAGCUGCUGCGCACACACAACUGGACAAUAUUAACAAAAGCAUGGAAAUGAAUACAGGUCGACUGGCUGACCAUCUGGUUUUUGACAUUUUGCAAGAAAAGCUGAAUUCAAAGCCGUGUAGGAACCAAGGAUUUGUUCUGGAUGGCUUUCCUAAGACCUACGAGCAAGCAAAGAUGAUUUUUAUGGAUGAGGACACAGAGAACCAGGAUACGAUGGUUAAAACACCUGUGUACAACACAAAGAUCACUCCAGAGCAUGUUAUUGCCUUAGAAGCAUCUGAUGAUUUCCUGACGAAAAGAGUUCAAGGACUUCCAGAACGCGUUGCAGAGAAAAUGCGUUGCACCCAGGAUGAAUUCCUCCCUCGCCUGAUGAGAUACAGACAACUCAGCACUGCUGAGGAAACCCUGCUGGACUACUUUGAUGAGCUGGAGAUUCACCCAGAAUACAUCGAGGUUACUACAGAUGAUCCAGACUACACAGAUGUUAUGAAGAAAAUCACUGAGAUGGUUGGGAUUCCCAAAAACUAUGGCCUGAGCCCAGAGGAGCAGGAGGAGGAGGACAGAAAGAAAGAAGAAGAGAGGAAGCAGAAACUGGCUGCAGACGCUGCUGAGAAGAAACGCAGGAAUGAGGCUGCGCUGGCUGAGAUGGCUGCUCAGUAUGAGGAGUGGCAGAAGAAUUUGUCCGAGGUGAAGAGACAGGAGCACGAGCUGCUGGAAGCUCACUGUCUUCCUCUGAGGAACUACCUGAUGAAGUAUGUGAUGCCCUCGCUCACUGAGGCCAUGAUCGAGUGCAGCAAGAUCAAACCGGAGGACCCCGUCGACUUCUUGGCUGAACAUCUUCAGCGGAGCAACCAACAAGAAUAAGAAUCUGUUUCACAAGGAGAUAUAUUCAUUUCUAACAUCUGAGGCUAUGUUUAUUCUACAGUAAUUAACGUGAUCAAAUGAUAGUGGUACCAGACAUUGUGAUGUAAAUUAAUUGAGUGAAGCAUCGAUGUUACAGGCUUAAAAUAAAUAUGACGAUGUUUGAUUAGAAAAAUUUCCAAUUUUUUUGUCAACCUAUCAUUCAAGCAAUUGAUCUGUCUGAUAAUUCCCUACAGUAAUUACCGGAAAGUCAUAGAUUUCAUUCAUAAAACCACCAACAUGUUCAUGCUUGGUUGUGCCU